AUGAGCAACGACGCUAAGUUUUGUGAUUGGCGUGUGGAAAUCUAUGACUGUCAAGGGUCUAGUUUAUUCGUCGUAGAAGUUGUAAUUUCACUUAUAACUUAUGCCCUACUUUCCAUCUCUGGUACACUUAUCUUUUAUUACCGUUAUAGAUAUAUGUGGCAAGGUUUAUUCGUUGACCAUGGAAAUGGCAUAAGACCUUUACCUGUUGAUUGUUUACUUUUCUUUUGGACGAUUGCCUCAUAUAUUCGUGGUCUCCACUCAUUACUUAUGUUACUUAACGCUUACGAUAAUUACUUGCAAAGAGAAUCUAUCCAGGAACUUGGUUUUACUGUUUUAUGUUAUGGAGCAGUUUGCUAUAUUAUUGUGACACUUAAAGUUGAUAAUAAAUGUGAAAUACCUAAUCAAUCCGUACGCGAUAUAUUCCUUCCUAGACCAAAAACUCUUAAUUAUAUCCUUGCAGUAUGGUUACUUUUACCUACAGUUACCGUCUUUCCUUGUUCCAUUCUCUCAGGAAUUUAUAGAGAUCAGGGUAAUACUAAUGUAGCUGAUCAUUGGACUUCAACUCAAUAUAUUAUAUAUUUUUUCAUUGAUUCAAUAUUUGCUAGUGUUGGAGCUUAUUACGGAAUUAACUUUAUGUUAAUACUUAGAGGUUCAAUGAAUCAAUUUAAACGUAAAUCAGCUAAUUGUCAUCAAUCAAAGAAUGGAACACGUGAAGCUCUUGAACGUCUUAAAUAUACUAUGAUAUACCUUGCAGUUCUUCCAAUGGUCUCUGGACCUGUAUGGGGAAUGUAUGGUCUAUUCCGUGUUAGAAUGAUUUCUUCUAUGAAUAUAGCAAAUAUUUUAAUGUCUGCUAUGUGGCAUGCAGCUGGUCCUCAACCUUUAAUAGCAGUAUGUCAAUAUUUAUUAGCAAAACGAGUUUAUCAACAUUAUACUGGUAAACCUUCUUCUUCACAAAAUGGAUCAACAAAUUCACAUUCGCAAUUAACAAUUUCACAACAAAGACCAACAUUAGCUAGAUCACCUACUUCAAAUACUUUUGGUGAAUAUAUUGCUAAUGAACCUAGUCCUAAUUCUUCAGAAGAUUUUGCUAUAGAUUUAAAACCUAUUCAAAAUGAUUUUAAUGAGAAUAAUUUGGUAGGAACAGAUUUUGCUAUAAGCGUACCUGCACCAGCUUAUGGAUCAGAACAUGAUGUAGGACGACGAGCUUAA
This is a messenger RNA of Dentiscutata erythropus, 1209 nucleotides long. NCBI's taxonomy places the organism in Eukaryota, Fungi, Glomeromycota, Glomeromycetes, Diversisporales, Gigasporaceae. The record is from the annotation of a GenBank genome assembly.